This is a messenger RNA of Plasmodium knowlesi strain H, 1389 nucleotides long. RefSeq names its product conserved Plasmodium protein, unknown function. The record is from RefSeq and is a predicted model, not a curated record. Gene Ontology annotation, cellular component: mitochondrial inner membrane. Gene Ontology annotation, biological process: heme biosynthetic process. Gene Ontology annotation, molecular function: protoporphyrinogen oxidase activity, oxygen as acceptor. Bases 1 to 1389 code for a protein of 462 amino acids. The transcript is spliced from 9 exons. Lineage: Eukaryota; Apicomplexa; Aconoidasida; Haemosporida; Plasmodiidae.
AUGGCCAAGGCUACCAAAUCUAUAUGCAUUGUAGGCGGCGACGUCGACUCCCUCUGUUUGGCUCUAUACCUAUCCAAAAAUAAACACCACGUCAAACUACUAAACGUUAAGAGCAAAUGCAGCCUGAUUAACACUACGUACUCGAACGACAACGUAUUCGAAGUGGGAAGGCACUACACCUUCUCCCUUGGUGAACCCUCUUCUCGUUUCAAUGAACUGCUUCGAUGGGUCAAUGCAGAGGAUGAAGUUAUUUUGAGCAAUCCAUACGCAAACAACCUUUCCUACCUGGAUGAAUUUGGACGGAUAUACCGAGUCAAUAAAUUUAUUUUCAAAAUUUUGUUCUACCUUUUGAGAGACCACCUGUUUGGAUCAUCUAUCGCUAAUCCUAAGGACGAAAGAAUGGACUCAUUCUUAUCGAAACGCUUCGAUGCUAACUUAUUCGAAAGUGUGAUUCGUCCAUACUGCUUCCACUACUUUGGGUACUCUCCUCGGGAUGUAUUAAUGCGCUCCCAUUUCCCAGAGUUUAUGGAUCGCUUGGAGAAAGAAAAAUCACUCAUCAAGGCCCUACGCGUAACCGCCAAAAAGGGUAACUCCCCCAUGUUUGCCAAAAAGAAGAAAAUCGGAAAAUUCGCCAAGGGAAAUCUCACACUCGUGAAGAAACUUCGGGACCACCUAGAAUUAUGCAGCAAUGUCCAAGUGAUAAAUGGGACGGGAGAUCUGCAGAUAAGGUGCAUGCGCCACGGGGUGAAGGUGCGUCUGGGAAGAAAGACCAUGAAAUGUAACGAAAUUAUUUUCUGUUUGAGUCCACCCGAAUUGAAGAACCUUCUGCGGAAUGUGAUUUUUGAGGAGAAGAAAAAGGACGCGCUCGUGGAAAAGUACUUGUCGAAAUUCCGCUCCCACGCGGUUAGAAUUUCUAACGUUUGUUUUUCCAAGAAUGUGUUGCCAUUCUCGUAUUCAUUGGAAUCCCUCCUUUUGUUCAAACGGAACAAACAGAACAAGUUGAUAUCUCUGUUGUACGACCGCAACAUAUUUCCCCCCCAAUGUAAUGGGUGUAGUGGACUCGAUGAAUACCAUCCAGGAGAUCCUUCGCCAGAGGGGAGUUUUUACGAGACCAGCUUGCGAUUCAUGAGCAGAGAAACGGAUGAACACAAAUCGGUGGAGGAAAUAAAUGCUUUCCUUCGAGAUGUACUGGGUGUGAAGGAGAAGCCCGACUUGCACAUGAGCCACGUUCACCAAGUGUUCCCCUUCGAUGCGCGCGCCGACCAAGUGUACAGAAGGAUAAUUAGCAGAAAAUGCCAAAGGGUACGUAUCUUCUGGACAUUCUACUUUUUUAGAAGCUUCGAGUAUUGCCUGGAGGAGGCCAAGCGGUUUAGUGACACGGUGUACUGA